AUGGCUGCUCGUCAAGAAUUUUUAACAUGGCUAGAAACCAAGCAUAUUCCCAGUAGGCAGAGAAGGAGCCUUGCUUCGUAUGAUUGGGAUUUUUUAGUCACUACAGAUAUCGAAGGGAUUGCAGCGGUCGUAACAGACCGCUUGGAAGAGGUGUUGUCGCGUAUUCCGCCACCUGUCUAUUAUCCUCCAGAUACUAGUACCUCGAUGAGCUCAACGAAUGUAGGUGGCGUUUGGCCUACAAGAAUAACACGUUGGAAAGAAUUUUUAAACAAUGUAAAUCUACACAACUUCGAUGGGACCCGGAGAUUUGAGGAACCAAGAUUUGUUACAAGUAUAAGAAUAGUUGUUGAAACUAACGUAUAUACUGCUAUUGAAACCAACAUGUUUGGUAUAUUGAAUAAUGCCUUGGAGAAAUAUUGUUUUUCGAAGCAGAAAGACUCCGACUUCCCAAAAGAUGAUUCUAAUAUUGGUCCCUUCGUUCCAGACUACACUUGUCGUGUUAUUAACAAUGGGACUUAUGGGGAACAAAUCUUGGCAUUUGAAAUCAAGAGAGACGUCCUUCUACGGGAUUUUCUGAGUCUCACCGAUUCGGAUUUAGAGAGCUUUGGAAGGCGGGAGAUUUCUUCGGGCCAUUUAUAUGUUAUAAUUGGGCAAAUUUACAAUUAUAUGUCAUCAUUACAACUCCAAUAUGGAGUUCUUUCAAGCUAUGAUAAUCAUUUGUUUCUAUAUCGACCGAAAAAUAACAAUACGGAGCUUCACAUUUCUCAUCCUCUUGCACGUGAUUCAACCAGUCCGCCUGUACUUAAAUCAUAUGCAUAUUUGGCCUGGAUAGCAGAGCAAGAUCCCACAUCCCCCUCUCAUAACAUAAGUAAUAGUAAUAGGAGACAAACUUUAGCUUUACAGCAAAGUCAACAAAGUUCUGGAAAUUCUAGAAGUGGUCAGAUUCCCAGAAGUUUGAGUGAUUCUCAUCACAACUUGAGAAGUGUGUCUGGUGAUCAGGGAUCAAAUGAAAAUCAGGAUCCAAUGGAAGAGGUUUUUGAUUGUUCAGAAUUUAAGUUUGAGUGUUCAUUAGGCUAUGGGCAGACUGGAGGAACUUACCAAUGUAAAUUCUAUGGGCAAACAUUGGCUGUGAAGGCUUUAGAUCUUUAUAAGAAUGGCCGAUUAUUUUAUCAAAUGCAAAAGGAAAUCGAAAUAUACAAACGUCUUUCUAAAAUUCAAGGAAAGUAUAUCCCUAAAUUAGUAUGUUAUGGCUAUUAUGGGGGUGGAAUGGGCUAUGUUAUGGGUAUGACAAUUGUUGGUACUAUGUUGAGUUUCCAUAAGAUAGAGAAAUGGCAAAGGAAUCAGGCUCUCAGAGCAUUAGAAAUAAUUCAUUGUAACAACAUUCUUCACAAUGAUAUUCGAAAAGAAAAUAUCUUAGUUAAUGGUGAAGGCAAUAUAUUUUUUAUUGACUUUGGGAAGUCAAUUAUAACUGAUAAAAAGAAGUUGUUUCUUCAAGAGAAAUCUGAAUUAACUCGUUUAUUGAAUUGUUAUAUGUGA
Messenger RNA from Paraglomus occultum, 1536 nucleotides. The record is from the annotation of a GenBank genome assembly. NCBI's taxonomy places the organism in Eukaryota, Fungi, Glomeromycota, Glomeromycetes, Paraglomerales, Paraglomeraceae.